AUGAAGUUUGGUCGAGUCGCUGGUCAUGAGCUUGAGACACUAUGCGCGGCUUUGAAGAAGAUCCUGUCUCGAAAAGCAACCCACUCAGCAGCAUUUAUCUUAGCGCCAUACUUGGUAUCUGACCGUGUACUUCACGGCAUUCGUGGUGAAGUGCGACUGGAGGAUAAGCUUGACGCCAAAGGGGUGAUGUCCUAUGCCGACUGGAAGAAAGGCUCAGCGAUCUUCAGCGGCCAUCGCGCCUACGAUCCAGAGGUCUCAGUGUCCCAGAAUCUGAAUGUGACUGACUACCCAAUGAAGUUUGUCAGCGUCUCCGUGGAUUCGUCCCAACGUGGAGUCAAACAAUUCAAGUUCAACCUUCCGAACAAUGUCAGGCUGAUGUACCAUCAGGACCCUUUGAGGGCUGGUGAAUGGAAGAACCUGAUCUCAGACUUCGAUUCAAAGCUCCCUAUAUUUGCUAUCAGUACUCACUGUCAAGUUUUAGGUUUUAUUCCAGAAAGGACCCCUCUUGUACUCUUUAAGGUUAUAAACCAACCACUGAUGCACUGA
This is a messenger RNA of Durusdinium trenchii, 546 nucleotides long. The record is from the annotation of a GenBank genome assembly. NCBI's taxonomy places the organism in Eukaryota, Dinophyceae, Suessiales, Symbiodiniaceae.